Molecule: messenger RNA, 2120 nt
Organism: Poecilia reticulata (guppy)
Lineage: Eukaryota; Metazoa; Chordata; Actinopteri; Cyprinodontiformes; Poeciliidae
Gene: trim55b
Product: tripartite motif containing 55b
Biological process (GO): regulation of microtubule cytoskeleton organization
Cellular component (GO): cytoplasm
Molecular function (GO): zinc ion binding
Source: RefSeq, a predicted model, not a curated record
UAAAUUCUAUGUUCAUGGCGACUUUAAAUGUAAGAAUAACAGCUAAGAAACGUUUUAGACUUUAACUGGAUGCUUAACUUAAAUUGCCAACUUUUAGGUCAUCUUAAUCUAGCGUCUAAAGACCAGUCAUGCCAUUCCUUAAAUGUUCCAUGCUGCAAGAAAUAUUUUUAUUCAGACUUUUAUUCAUACUCUAACAAAAUAUUUUAAAUGUGUUAACUUAUUUCACAGUUUAAAUAGCUUUUUGUAACAGUUGUACCAAUUUAACCUCCCUUUUCAUUUGUUCAGAACGCCUAGUCAUAUCUGUGAAAACAUGUAAUUUAGCAUCCUUUUAUUUUGCCCUCUGACUGAACCAAGCAUAUAAAGACAAUAACUAAAAAUAUCAGCAGUGGAAUUACUUUUACUAUUGUCUUCAUCUGCUCCAACUUCUUCUUUUGAGAUAUACUGUUUUUGUGAAAACUAGUCAUCUGGUAUAAACCUUGUAUAUUGUUUUUCUCUUCUUUUUAAACUUUCCCAGUUUCUGAGCAAGACUUGGCCGAUCCUUCUUGUUUUCUACUCUGAGAUUUGCAACUAAUUCAUCUGAAUUAAUCUGUUUUCUGAAAAACCUGUUUCUCCAACACAACCGAUCAUCUUGUGUGACCUCAAUUUUCUCUGUCUGUUUAUUUAUAUGCUCCAGUAUUCACAACCAAAGUUCUUGUUUAAACAAAAAUAAAGAUAUAUGGAGAUCAAAUCUUGAAUUGUGAGCUUAGAGAUGGGACAAAGUUAUUCUAUAAUGAAGAAAGUUAACUUCAGCAUCAUUUUGUCACCCUCUAUUGGGCGUGUUUAGAAGCUGUUACACAGCUGUUGAAUACUGACCUGCUCUGUUUCAAAUAUGGGCAAGGUAAAAAUGGCAAGCUGAACUAAAAAAAGAACUGACACCAACUGGGUUGGACCAAACACCCUCUUCUCUUGACCGUGUGACUCAGCGUCUGACCGUGUUUUUCUUUGUUGCGCAAACCUUUACCAAAGCUGUGGUUUGAUUGAGUUUAGGUGCAGUUUAAAAUUGUUUCCCCAAGGCUAGUGUCAUGGACAACUUGGAGAAGCAGCUGAUAUGUCCCAUAUGCUUGGAAAUGUUUACAAAGCCUGUGGUCAUCCUACCCUGCCAGCAUAACCUGUGCAGAAAAUGUGCCAAUGAUGUUUUUCAGGCUGCAAACCCAUAUCUCCCAACCAGAAGUGGCUCGCUGACGUCUGGAGGCCGUUUCCGAUGCCCGUCCUGCAGACACGAGGUGGUUCUGGACAGGCAUGGUGUGUACGGCCUGCAGAGAAACCUGCUGGUUGAGAAUAUUAUUGAUAUGUUCAAGCAGGAGUCAAGCAGCAGCACCAGGCCAGCACAGGAGAGGAAGGAAGAAACGCCCAUGUGCGACGUUCACGAGGACGAAAAGAUCAACAUUUACUGUGUAACCCACGGCGUGCCCACGUGUUCGAUGUGUAAGGUGUUCGGAGCCCACAAGGACUGCGAGGUGGCGCCCCUCGGCACUGUCUACGAGACAAAGAGGUCCGAGCUGAGUGACGGGAUAGCCAUGAUGGUUGGGAACAACGACAGGAUCCAAGGCAUCAUUAGUCAGCUCGAUGAAGCCUGCCGUGUCAUAGAGGAGAACGGUCGGAGGCAGAAGACGAAGGUGUGCGAGAAGUUUGACCACCUCUACUCCGUGCUGGAGGAGAAGAAGAGGCAGAUGAGUCAGAAAGUGACGGCCGAGCAGGAAGAGAAGGUGAACUACAUCCAGGGCCUCACAAAGAAGUACGGAGACCAUCUUGAGGAGAGCUGCAAGGUCGUGGAGAGGGGGAUUCAGACCAUGGAGGAGACAGAAAUGGCUCUUUUCCUUCAGAAUGUAAGGGAUCUCCUUAAAAAAAUCGAAGACGCUUCCAGCACAGCGCACUUGGACAAGGUUGAGCGCGGCUACGAGAAAAUGGAUCACUACAAAGUCGACUUCAGAAGAGAACGCAAGGCUCUCGACAGCCUCGACUUCAUCCGAGGUGAAGGGAUGUAGAUUAUUUACGAGACGAUGACGACGAGAAUGAAGACGAAGGAGACGGAGAGGCGGGAGAGGGUGCGCGGACUGUUUCUGGAGGGGCUGCGGUUUCAG